AUGAACCGUAGCCGGAGAAAUAGGAGGUCGGAUCCAGAACGCUGUACCCGACAGCGAAGUCAUCCGGAAAAGAUGAUAGUUAAUUCAGGUCUCAAGAAUCUAGAAUUGACUCCCGAAUGUAGCGUUAAGACCGUUAUGUUAGUGAAACCGGAGAACGGAAUUUCACAGGAGAGGGUGGAAAAUGACAA
Messenger RNA from Cinara cedri, 188 nucleotides. The record is from the annotation of a GenBank genome assembly. NCBI's taxonomy places the organism in Eukaryota, Metazoa, Arthropoda, Insecta, Hemiptera, Aphididae.